UCAAACAUAAGCACCUUUGCCAGCUCCCGAGGGGAUCACAUUGAUACAGAUCAGACAUGUCGAGGUCCUUCUACGUGGACUCCCUCAUCGUCAAGGAUGCUGCUGCUGCGGUCAGACCCGGGGCAGCCGGGCACCCGGUGGCACACGACUUCCUCCUACCCAUCAACGUGCACACCCCGGGCGUCUUGUCGGUGGCUGCGGCUCCGGCGUGCCCCUCCAGGAAGAGUGGCGCUUUCUGCGUGUGCCCGCUGUGCGUCACUACGCACAUCCACUCGUCCCGGAGCGGCGUGUCGGCGAUUAAGGGGCAUUUUGCCGGCGCUGAGGCGGCUCAGUACUGCCACAGGCUGUCCCAACACCACCAGCAGACUCCCUCUCUGGCGCACCCAGGACAUGCACCUGUUUGCACGGCCACCUUCAGCGUCACGGACCCUCGAAGGUACCACUGCAUCUCUAUGGGCGCCUCAGAGAGCACACACAUCCAGAACGGCAAACGCAUGCGCACGGCGUUCACCAGCACGCAGCUCCUGGAACUCGAGCGAGAGUUCUCCAACAACAUGUACCUGUCGCGCCUGCGUAGGAUCGAGAUCGCCACCUACUUGAGCCUGUCUGAGAAGCAGGUGAAAAUCUGGUUCCAGAACCGGCGCGUCAAGCACAAGAAGGAGGGCAAGGCCGCGCAGAGGAGCACGCACGGCGGCUGCAAGUGCACCGGCGCGCACGGUGGCCCGGCGGACUACCCGCGGUCCGAGGACGAGGAAUCCCUCUCACCUGCCUCAGCUUCUGAGGAGAAGGACGGGGCGAUCAUGUGACUCGGCCACUGGCACUUGAGUUUGGACCUGGACCUCCUGCAUGAAAAGAGAAACUUUUGUCACUGUGAAUGCAUUGAUCACAUGUGACCUGUUCUGCAUUCCCUCUAGGAGGUUCCUAUAAAGUGUGACCUAUGACCCAUCACUGUGCGCGUGACAAAGCCCUUAUAGAAGCAAUAUAUCAAAUAAUAGCAUAUA
This is a messenger RNA of Doryrhamphus excisus (bluestripe pipefish), 1001 nucleotides long. RefSeq names its product GS homeobox 2 (gene gsx2). The record is from RefSeq and is a predicted model, not a curated record. Gene Ontology annotation, biological process: regulation of DNA-templated transcription. Gene Ontology annotation, molecular function: sequence-specific double-stranded DNA binding; DNA-binding transcription factor activity, RNA polymerase II-specific. Gene Ontology annotation, cellular component: nucleus. Lineage: Eukaryota; Metazoa; Chordata; Actinopteri; Syngnathiformes; Syngnathidae.